This is a messenger RNA of Rotaria sp. Silwood2, 363 nucleotides long. The record is from the annotation of a GenBank genome assembly. NCBI's taxonomy places the organism in Eukaryota, Metazoa, Rotifera, Eurotatoria, Philodinida, Philodinidae.
AUGUAUUUUUUAGCACAUCAAUUUGGUAAAAUGUUUCAUCCAGCAGUUAUAAUUAAGAAUAAACAUAUUGAUGAAAUUCAAAAAGAUAUUUGGGAACACAUCAUAACUAAAGAAUCUAAUAAAAAUAAAUUGAAAAAUCUUAUUGAGAAAAAAUUAUUUAGUUCCAUUGAUAAAGAUAAACUAUUAUUAUCUUUAUCACAUUUGAAUCUAUUAAAAUAUCAUUUAGAAGAGCUGAUCAAUACUGUUCUAAAUAUUCAUAAUAAUAUAAAUAAUUUUAAAGAUAAAUUUAAAAUCAGAGAUAAUGUUCUUUGUGCUAAAAAUUCAGAUGGAAUGUAUUCUUCAAAUACUUUUUUAUCAAUAUGA